GUCCGAUUGAUUCACAAUGCACGAUCCCCUGUUUUAGGGUACCCGGGGCCGAUCGUGUACAAUGAGCAAGCGUCCUCAUCAAGGGUCCCUCUCCCGCCCUGACUCCCAGUCCCCCGACCUGGUGGAUGACACCCCCCAGGGCCUCUCGCCGGGCCCCCCCGAGCACCCUCAUCAUGCAUCCGGGCCCAGCAAAAAGCCCCGGAACUUCAUAGCCACCGUGGCGUGUGAGAAUUGCAGGCUGAAAAAAACCAGAUGCGAUGAGUCGCGACCCAAAUGCGGCUUGUGCAAGUCGCUGAAUCUGGACUGUGUCUACAAUGAGCGCAAGACCUCCAAGCGAGAUCAUUCUCUGGGCCUAAUCAUGAGCACACUGCAUCGACUGGAGACCAAGCUGGAGAGUGUCCCCACGGCUCUCGCCAAGGAGAUCCACUCUCUUCGGAGUCAGAUAUCGCAAGGCUUGGGCAGUCCAGAGAUGACCAACUCAAUAGCGCAUCAUAAUCGCAACACCGGCAGCUUGGGCUUACUGGAAACCCCUGGCUCCCAGAUCUUCACACCAGAAGCAGUACGGCUGAAUGACGUGGAACAUGACGACCAAGAUCCUCAUCCCAAUCCGGCAGAGUCCAAAGGCCUGGUCUCCAUCUCAUUUAGCCAGCACGGUGUAAUAUCCUGGCUAGGCGCGCAGGAGAUCCUCCCGCGAAGGCUACUCGAGGCUCACGAGAAACUGGCCAAGAAUUAUGUGAUUGACCUGGAAAUGAAGAGACCCCAUUUGCCCAUGUAUAUCUGCCCCUUUCCCGCCCAGGCGGGGGAGAACUGGCUGGAUGCCCUUCCAUUGGCGAUGGUAAGGGGUCUCUCGGAUGCCUUCUUUACCACCUUCAACCUAUAUACUCCGAUCAUCGACAAGAACUUUUACUACGCCUUCACCCUGGGGGCGGCAAUAGAGAGCAACUUUGGAUACACGAUCGAGAGUUGUGUGGUGCUGAAUAUCAUGGCCCUGGGCUGCAUCGCGGUUCACGCCUACCAAGAAGGCGAUUAUCCACUGCUAGGGACCCGGGGGACCCGAUUCGAGCCACCCGACUGGAUGGGGGUUGUCUACGAGACUCCCCCCGGGCUGCGCUUCUUCAACACCGCUCGGCAGCGCAUUGGAUUCCUAAUGUGUGACAACAACAUCCAAAGUUGCCAAUAUUACCUUCUGUCAUUUAUAUACUAUAGCCAAAUUCUGCGCCCGAUGGAUUCGUGGGCCAUGAUCCACCGUGCUGCUACAUGCUGUCUCUCCAUGCUCACCAACCAUGACGUCCACUUCGACGAAUGGGAAGGCGACAUGAAAUCCAGGGUGUACUGGAACUGCCUCAUGAACGAAACCAUCCUUGUACAAGAACUACACGUCCCGCCCAGUGGUCUCUCUCGACUGGAGGAAUACGUCCCAAUCCCCAAGUUCAUCACCUUUGAAAGCGUCGGCUUCCCGACUUCCCGCUCGAUGUCGUUAGAAGAGAUAGACGAUUCAUUCUUCCAAUAUCAUUUCCUCGCGCAGGUCGCCCACCGUAUAAUCCUGACCCGUAUCCGCCAUUCGUUAUACUUCCACUCCGACUCAGGCACAUUCCCUCACCCCGCAGUCAACGCCGAACUUCGUCACCAAUUAGAACAAUGGCGUGUCAACCUCCCAGCCGCUCUCCAAUUCUCCGACAACCCUCCAGCUCCCACCACCACCACAACAGACACCAACCCAUCCGACCCCUCAUCACCAACCUCCCAUCUACCCUUCCCCUCCACCCGCCACGCCCUAUGCCCCGCAAUCGCCGUAUCCGAAGCCAUGCUUCGCGGCCGAUACAUGAUCGCCAAUUUCCACAUCGGCCGUCCCUAUCUCUACAAAGCCCUACACAUCCCCGACUCAUUAACGGAGAACGAUCUCGAGCAGAUCCGACGGGGUCUUUUCAACGCCGUGAACUGGCCCGUUGUCGGGGGCAUCUUCCAACGAAUGAAGAGUUGCAUCCCGAUUAAAUUCGCCUUUUGUUCCCAGUUCUUCGGUCAAAUCCUCCUCUUUUAUUGUAUAGCUCACUCCCCCGAUCGACGAUUACACGAGACUUUGCCUACGGGCUGGGAACAGUGGAACCAGGAGAUGUUGCAGUUUCUUGAGGAUUGUGCGCAAUCUAGUCCGGCUGUGGCGAAGGAUCUGGAGCUUUUGCGGUUAUUGUAAUGUAAUGAAUGAAUAAGUAAAUAGAUGAUGCGCUUUGGUGGAUAGGGGGUGGAGGGUUGUGUCUUGUUUUGAUAUGAUUUAUAGAGAUUAUGAAUAUACGUG
Messenger RNA from Aspergillus sclerotioniger CBS 115572, 2290 nucleotides. Its product is annotated as putative C6 finger domain protein. Gene Ontology annotation, molecular function: zinc ion binding; DNA-binding transcription factor activity, RNA polymerase II-specific. The transcript is spliced from 7 exons. The coding region runs from base 62 to 2188 and encodes 708 amino acids. Lineage: Eukaryota; Fungi; Ascomycota; Eurotiomycetes; Eurotiales; Aspergillaceae. Gene Ontology annotation, biological process: regulation of DNA-templated transcription. The record is from RefSeq and is a predicted model, not a curated record.